This is a messenger RNA of Serpula lacrymans var. lacrymans S7.9, 549 nucleotides long. RefSeq lists its product as uncharacterized. The record is from RefSeq and is a predicted model, not a curated record. NCBI's taxonomy places the organism in Eukaryota, Fungi, Basidiomycota, Agaricomycetes, Boletales, Serpulaceae. Bases 1 to 549 code for a protein of 182 amino acids. The transcript has 2 exons.
AUGAGGAGUCCCUCACACCGUCCUGGAGACGAGUAUGAGGAGGUACCAAUAUUAUACCAGACACCUCCCGGAUGCGGGCAUGAGUCUGUCUUAAAUGCUGAACAAGAAAGAUUGGUAAGGCAAGCAGAGUUGAGGCUUACAAAUGAGCAACUGGAACAAAUCCUAAAACAUAGGGAAAAGAAAGGCAACCACUAUGACCCUGAAAAAGGGUCGGAUAGAGAUGAAGGACCUUCACUUUCAAAAGGAAAGGGACUGGACCCAAGGAACUGGGGAAAUAUCUCUGCUGAGUCCGAUAUGAAUCUCGAUGAGCAACAAAAAGCUUAUGAGACUUGGAAGGAGGCACAAUACUGGGCACAACAAGAACCCGUGAACUUAUACCACAAAAUGAAUCCUUCAUCCAAAAAGUCGGCUGAAGAGCAAAACAGAGAAUUACAAGGCACUUAUGAGCGGGAGACCAGUAGAACUAAAAAUGAACUUACUAAACUAAGGGCACACUUAGCCAAAGAAAAGGAAAAUAUCAAUGUGUUCAUCCAGACAUUGCUGUCUUAG